Quercus robur (English oak) is the source of this 1071-nucleotide messenger RNA. RefSeq lists its product as uncharacterized. Lineage: Eukaryota; Viridiplantae; Streptophyta; Magnoliopsida; Fagales; Fagaceae. The transcript has 6 exons. The record is from RefSeq and is a predicted model, not a curated record. The coding region runs from base 348 to 929 and encodes 193 amino acids.
CAUUACCAUAUAAAAAGCCACAGAAAAUUCCGAUUCCCAGUGUUUCUAUUAGCUCCACCACAACCCACAUCAAAUCAUCAUUCUCUCUCACUUUUUAUCUUCAUCAUCAAAAAAUCGCAGACUCUUUUUUUCAUUUCCUAUCUCUCUUCCUCUGCAAAAUUCACAACAAUCAUCUUCCAAAUCAGAGAAAAAAAAAAAAAAAACAGGCUGGUUCACAGGUUGAUGAACAAGAAUAAGAGCUUGUCUUAGCGCUUUUGAUCCUUUCUUGGUUUAAAGUUUGAAACUUUCAACCAACCAAUCGGAUAAGUUGAAGAACAACAAGAAGAAGAAGAAGAAAAAAAAAGGAAAUGAGUAAUUCUUGUGAGGAUUGUGGCUCAGAAGAGAAAAUGGGUAGCCAGAAAAUCUCGGUUUCAGAUCAUAUAAACGGUUUUCAAUACACCGCAGAUAAAUCAGAUAACUUUGUUAUUGACAUGGAUAGCUUCUCUCAUCCCACCAAUAAAGAUAAUACAGCAAAUUCAAGAAUCACAUUGCAGAGAAGUCAUUCAAGAAAAGGCUCACAGCGUGUUGUUGAUAAAAAGAUUGGUUCAAUUGCUACUUCAAACGAUAGAGAUAAUGGUGUUGCCACAUCCUCACCCAGAGGGCCUAGCACGCCUGAAAAGUCCAGUAUGGUGGCAGUAGGGACCAUGGAUAAUUGCAGCAGCCCACAAGUUCAUCAUCAGAUCACUAUCAACACCUGCAACAUCAGCACUCCCACCGAAAGCAGAGGCAUUUCGAGGAGAAAUAGUUUCAGGCGCUCUCCAUGGCUGCUUGAUCCUAAAAGGGUUCUUUUCCUCUUUGCCACCCUGUCAAGCAUGGGAACAAUUUUGUUAAUAUACUUCACCCUUUCAAUUGGAAAGCACAAUGCAAAUGAAGAUGGUCCAGAUUGGUAGCAGGGAAAAUAGGCUCAGCCUUAAAAGAGAAAUGAUAGUGGCACCCGAACUAGGAUAGAAACAUAAGCAUUCAAGGCUCAAGCAGUUUGUGGUGGGGGGUCCAUUUUGGAGAUAUGGGGCUUCUUUUGAUGGGUAUACUAAA